This is a messenger RNA of Macrobrachium nipponense, 3982 nucleotides long. RefSeq names its product exportin-7-like (gene Ranbp16). Bases 433 to 3870 code for a protein of 1145 amino acids. Gene Ontology annotation, biological process: protein export from nucleus. NCBI's taxonomy places the organism in Eukaryota, Metazoa, Arthropoda, Malacostraca, Decapoda, Palaemonidae. Gene Ontology annotation, molecular function: nuclear export signal receptor activity; small GTPase binding. The transcript has 23 exons. The record is from RefSeq and is a predicted model, not a curated record. Gene Ontology annotation, cellular component: cytoplasm; nuclear pore.
GUCAAUGAUUAUCACUUGAAUAACCUGUCGAGGGGGAAGCAGCAGUCUCGGGGAAGGCGUCGCGUCGGUUUCGCCCCAAUCUGGCAGUGAUUUCGCCCUCAAAAUCGAACGGCAAAACGAAGAGCUCGAGCAGUUUCAUCAUAUUCAGAUGCUGCUGCUGCUGUUCCUCCAAGUUGACGAUGUGAAGUCGCUGUUGGCCGCGACGGACUCGUUUUGUUUGUCGCCCAAGCCGUUCAUGGGACAAAGGCCGCCGCCCUCCACUAGUGUCGUCCUCAGCCCCGGGGAACCGUGAGUCCUCAGGAGGAGAAGAAGGCUCGAGACAGGACCGGGACUGCGGCAGGAAGGCCCUUCCUUCUCUCGCACCCGACGGACGGACGGACGGACGGGCCGCUGCCUUCUUCCUUCCUUCCCUCCUCCCGGCCCACCAGGAUCAUGGGGAGUUUUCCGGACUCGAAUGAAAUGCACAGCAAGGAGGUGGUGAAGCUAGAGUUGUUGUGUAAACAGCUCCAUGAAGCAAGUGAUGGCGUGCGACGACAAGAAGCAGAAAAGGCCCUGGUGGAAUUCCAGUCGGGUCGAAGUGCUGCUACACUCACUCAGUGCCAAAUGUUACUGGAUCGGGCUCAGUCAUCAUACUCCCAGUACUUGGCAGCAACCACUUUAACUAAAUUGGUCUCUCGAAACCCAUGUACGCUUUCUCUUCAGCAGAGAAUUGAUAUCCGUAACUACGUUUUGAACUAUUUAGCUACACGUCCAAAGUUGGUGCAUUAUGUCACCCAGGGUUUAGUGGUAUUAUUUGGUCGUAUUACAAAGUUGGGUUGGUUUGAUGGCUUGGAAAAGGAAGACUGGGCUUUCAGAAAUGUGGUUGGCGAUGUUUCACAGUUCCUACAGGGAUCGGUUGAGCAUUGUGUUAUAGGUGUGCAGCUUCUUGCCCAGUUGACAGCUGAAAUGAAUCAAAUAUCUGAAUCAGAUGCCAACAAGUCCCUAACCAAGCAUCGGAAAAUUGCAAGCUCAUUUAGAGACACUCAGCUAUAUGAUAUCUUCCAGUUAUCGUGUACCCUUCUAAGGACAGCACUUGAAAGUUCCAAAACACUUAAUUUCAAUGAUGAGAGUCAGCAUGGUUUAAUGACCAAUCUUUUGCGAUUGGCACUGAACUGUUUGACAUUUGACUUCAUUGGUACUUCAGUCGAUGAAAGUAGUGAUGAUCUAGGAACAGUACAGAUCCCUACAUCCUGGAGACCAGCUUUUCUUGAUUUUUCCACAGUUCAGCUGUUUUUUGAUCUAUAUGCGUCAUUACCAACUUCCUUGUCACCAGUGGCAUUGUCCUGUUUAGUCCAGAUAGCCUCUGUGAGGCGUACUUUAUUUAGUAAUGAGGAGCGUGCCAAGUUCCUGUCCCAGCUAGUCAAUGGAGUUAGAAAAAUAUUACAGAAUCCACAGGGCUUGAGUGAUCCUUCCAACUACCAUGAGUUUUGUCGACUUCUUCUUAGAUUGAAAAGCAAUUACCAGUUAGGGGAACUGGUAACUGUUGAACACUACCCAGAUGCAAUACAACUCAUUGCAAAAUUCACAGUCGAGUCCCUCAAUAUGUGGCAGUUUGCUCCAAAUAGUGUUCAUUACCUUCUCUCCCUAUGGCAACGCAUGGUUGGGUCUGUUCCAUACAUGAAGGCAACAGAACCACACCUUUUAGAGACCUAUACACCUGAAGUUGUGCGUGCCUAUGUUUCAUCUCGAUUAGAAAGUGUUAGUGUGGUGCUUCGAGAUGGCUUAGAUGAUCCUCUGGAUGAUGUUACUGUCAUUCAACAACAAUUAGAUCAGCUGUCAACCAUUGGUCGCUGUGAGUAUGCAAAAACCUGUGCGCUGUUGGUGCAGUUGUUUGAACAGACGGCACAACGCUAUCAAGAACUCAUAUCUGCUCGUAUGAAUAAUAGAUCUCAACAGCACACUAUAGAAGAAAUAGCUAUAUUAGAAGGUCAGCUAACGUGGCUGGUGUACAUGAUUGGCUCAGCUAUAGGAGGACGUGUGUCAUUCAAUACUAGUGAUGAUCAUGAUGCAAUGGAUGGAGAACUUGUUUGUAGAGUACUGCAGCUAAUGAACCUCACUGAUUCCUGCCUGCCCCAAGGAGGCUGUGAACGCCUCGAAGUGGCUACCAUAUCUUUUUUUGAGCAGUUUAGAAAAAUAUAUGUAGGUGACCAAGUACACAAGACAUCCAAGUUUUAUCGUCGUUUGUCAGAAAUUUUAGGACUUAAUGAUGAAUCUAUGGUUUUGGCUGUGUUUGUUAGAAAAAUCAUCACAAAUUUGAAGUAUUGGGGCCACUGUGAACAAAUAUUAACACGUACAUUAACCUUACUCUCAGACCUGUCCAUCAGUUAUAAUAGUGUACGGAAGCUUGUUAAACUCGAAGAAGUGCAAUUUAUGCUCAACAAUCACACAAGAGAAUUCAGAGUGCUUAAAGAGUCUGGCCCACCAAAUAGUGAACACUUUCCAUUUCUUGGAGUGGGUGUUUCUGUACAAGAAAUGAGAAGUAGAACGUUAUUUUACACUUCUCUAGGUCGUUUACUAAUGGUUGAUUUAGGAGAAGAUGAAGAAAAAUUCACACAGUUUAUGCUACCCAUUACUAGUGCAUUUGAUAGUGUUGGCCGACUUUUAGCUCAAGCAGAAACGCCUGUAUUUCAAGCAGAGGAAGCAAAGAAGGGAUUGAUAGGACUUGCGAGGGAUUUACGUGGUCUUGCUUAUGCAUUCAACACCAAAACAUCAUACAUGAUGCUUUUUGACUGGAUAUACCCAACUUAUACUGGUGUUCUAGUCAGUGGUGUUGAAAUCUGGAGCCAUGAUCCUCAGGUUACAACUCCUGUCCUGAAACUUUUUGCAGAAUUAGUUCAAAACAGAUCUCAGAGGCUUCAGUUUGAUGUAUCCUCACCUAAUGGUAUCCUGCUCUUCCGAGAGGCUAGUAAAGUCAUGUGUACAUAUGGUUCUAGAAUAUUAGCCCAGGGGGACAACAUUCCAAAGGAUCAGAUGUAUCCAAUGAGGCUCAAGGGUAUUAGCAUCUGCUUCUCUAUGCUCAAGGCGGCAUUAUGUGGGAACUACGUAAAUUUUGGUGUCUUUAGACUCUAUGGGGACGAUGCUCUAGACUCUGCACUACACACAUUUGUGAAGUUGUUACUUUCUAUACCACAGUCAGAUUUAUUAGUGUACCCCAAAUUAUCUCAAACUUAUUAUGUACUUCUGGAGUGCUUAGCGCAAGAUCACAUGAAUUUCUUGUCAACACUAGAACCUAAUGUCUUUCUCUACGUGCUGUCGUCCAUAUCUGAAGGACUUUCAGCUAUUGACUCUACUGUUGCAGGGAAAGCUCCACCCACCAUUCAGUAUUUGAAUCCAUCUGCUGAACACACAAUGGUGUGCAGUGGUUGUUGUGCAACAUUGGAUCAUAUAGUCUCUUACCUGUACAAAGUAUUGCAUAAUAAAAGUAAAAAGGGCACAGUAGACCUAGAAUCAGAUGCCUUAGUGAGAGUUAUGAAGCACCAGCCAUCAAUUCUACAACAGAUGCUUGCAACUGUCCUAAAUAUUAUAAUGUUUGAAGAUUGUAGAAAUCAGUGGAGCAUGUCACGUCCCCUGUUACCACUCAUUUUGUUGAAUAAUGAGUAUUUUGGGCAGUUACGACAACAGAUCAUUAGCCAGCAAGCUCCAGAUAAGCAAGGGGCAAUGGCGCAGUGGUUUGACAGCCUUAUGGAAGGAAUAGAACCCAAUCUUCUAACAAAAAACAGAGAUAAAUUCACUCAAAACUUGUCAGUGUUCCGUCGUGAUAUUAAUGACUCAUUAAAAGGACCAGUAACCAGUAGCGGUGGAGGCAGCAGCAGUGAAAUGAUGACAUCGUGACGACAACACUACCACCAAAAUGGUCUCCGCUUCACUCCUCAUCAUAAUGCCAGCCACCAUUACCGUCGCCGCUGUUAUUCUCUUUCUACCACAACUGCUUACACAGACACUG